Vicia villosa (hairy vetch) is the source of this 552-nucleotide messenger RNA. RefSeq lists its product as uncharacterized. Bases 1 to 552 code for a protein of 183 amino acids. The record is from RefSeq and is a predicted model, not a curated record. The transcript has a single exon. NCBI's taxonomy places the organism in Eukaryota, Viridiplantae, Streptophyta, Magnoliopsida, Fabales, Fabaceae.
AUGAUCAAUGAUAGUAUCAAUCAUCUCUCACUUGAAAACUCUUUUAGAAUAAAGCAAGAUGAUAGAUUCUUGUCAAGGCUAAAAUCUAAGGAAGCUUCAAGUGCCAACACUUCAUCAAGAAUCUUGUAUUAUGGAGAAACAUCAAUUGCAAUUCCCUUUGUUUGGGAGGCACAACCUGGUACUCCUAAACACCCUUUGUCUCAAAUCUCUAUACUUCCCCUUACACCCCCACCUUCAUUUUAUUCCAAAAAAUCCAAUACUAACAAAAAAAGAAAAUCAAAAAUCAAUGUUUUUUCAUGCAUUUUGCCAAGGUUAGUUGGUUCAAGGAAGACUUCUCUUCCUCAUGCAUCAUCAACAUCGUCGUCAUCAUCGUCUUCAUCUUCAUCGUCGUACUCGUAUUCGAUGAGAGACAACAAUCAUGGAAGCUUUUCUUCCUCAUAUUCAUCUACAAUUGUUAGCUCAUUUUUGAAAGAUAAGGGUUCAAAUAGAGUUAGAGGAUGUUAUCCUAUUGGGAAAAUAAAGAAUGCUAUUGUAAGUCAUGGAGCAGGGUAA